This is a messenger RNA of Dendronephthya gigantea, 2619 nucleotides long. Its product is annotated as restin homolog. Bases 1 to 2619 code for a protein of 872 amino acids. The record is from RefSeq and is a predicted model, not a curated record. NCBI's taxonomy places the organism in Eukaryota, Metazoa, Cnidaria, Anthozoa, Malacalcyonacea, Nephtheidae. The transcript has 10 exons.
AUGUCAAAAGAAACCGUAACAAACUCUGAGCCUAUGGAAUCACAAAAGAUGGAGGAAAACAGCUCUAACAAUGCAUUAGAUGACAAAGCAAAUAAGACGGCUGCGUCCCACAGCAUGGAAGCACAAUCCAGUAGCAUUGACAAGACUCCAAUUCCGUCUGUUACUAUCUUCAAUGAAUUACACCACAAGCAAAACGAAAGCAACGUUGGAAAUGAAAGUAUUGAGACGUCAGAACCAGCAGGUUUUAACGAGACCGAAUGCAUAAAAUUCGCUGAAAAGUUGUAUAAGACAAAACAUAUGCUGGAGAAUCAGAGUGGAGAACAAGAGAUUAAAGCUUUAAAGGAUGAAAUCAGAUCACUACAUUUAGCAAAGGUUGAGAACCAGUGUAAGGAUAUCUUUAAACAAUGCACGCAAGUCCUGGCAACCGUGGAUAAGGUGGACGCAAAUAUGAGUUCAUCAAGAAAACUAAACAAGAAGUUGGGCUUCAUGAAUGAGCAUCAGAAAUGUAUCUUGCUAACGUACAAAGAGAAAUACGAGAAAACGAAACAAGAAUUGAUCAGUUUACAGGCUUGUAAUGUUUCAUCUUCGUCUGAGGGAGAGCAGGGAGCCAAUAAAAAGGAAUCAAAAGACGUUCAUUUGGAAGAUGAGCUGAGAAUGCAAAAAGAACUUUGUCAGCAAGUACAAGUGCAACUGAACGAUUCGAGACAAGAAAUUCAGGAGCUACUGAAAAGUCUUGACAAUGCUCACUCGCUGUUGUCUAAACACGUCGAAACCAACAACAAGUUUGCAGAGUCAGAAACGAUGCUGCAUUUGGAACUCGACGACCUCAGAACUGAAUGUGAAAGUUGCAAAGAAGAACUGAAAUCUGAGAGGCUUUCUGUACAAGAAAAAGAGGCUAAAAUGAAGGAGUUGGAGGAUACGAAGACAGAGCAGGAAAAAGAAUUAAACGCGCAGAUAAAACAAUUACAAAAGCAAAUUGAAGCAAUUGUUGAAGAGAAAAAAUCCUUGGAAGAACUGAACACAACUUGGUCACAGAAGAUUGCUGAACAGGGCAACGAAAUUGAAUUGACGAGGGAAAAGAUGACAGAAGUGGAAACAACGAAGGAAGAAACUGAACAAAAAUUGGCUGUGAAAAGUAGUGAGGUGGAAGUGCUCGAGGAAAAGUUGAAAACCGAGGUUAGCCGAUAUGAAAAUCUUCUCCAGGCUGCUCAGGAAGGGAAGGCAAUGAAAAUGAACGAGGCGAACAAAUGGAGAGAAAGGACGACAGAAUUGUUGAAGAAUGAAAAUGAGUUAAAAGACGAGUUGGAUAAAGUAAAGAAGGAAAGCUUGAUAAAAGAGCUACAAGAUCAAGAAACACAAACCGAGGUCAUUGAGAAAGUAAAUAAAGAAAUCAAUACGUCUGUAUCUUUGAACGAAAACAGCACAAUCUUGGAUAAAGAGAACCAAAGUAGCACAACUGAGAAGACUGUAGCACCUGUGGCCAACGAUAACAUUGAGACAAGUUCGCCCACAACAAAGGAAAGUGCUACGGACAACGUUUCUGAAAUACAACAACAAAAUGCUGCCACAGCACAAAUAUCUACUGAGUUAUCAAGUGGUACUAAUAGUAAACCCACAGCACACGAGUCAACAAAAACUGUCGCGAAUCAAAAACAGAUAGAAGACUCCACCGUUAAGAAACAUUCCGACGAAAACAGUCCAGUAAAAGGACAAUAUUUCCAAUCUACUAUGACAAGUGAACAAGGAGUUACUGCAACUCCACCUGUUGCACCUAUGAAAGAAAUAUCCACAGUUUCGACUAAAUUACAAACAAGUUACGCUUUCCAGAACAAUCUGUCACAAAACGAAGAUGUCGAUUUGAGUAAUACUGCCACCCAAAAGAAUACAUCUAUUAUACCAAGUGAAGAUGCCGUCAGCUUAGAUCGUGAAAGCACAGAAAUGCUAGAUGAAUCACGUUUACAAGAAAAUAGUAAAUCCCUAUCAAUUGAAGGCGAUACGUUAACAAGUAACAGUCGUGUAAUGCUAAGCGGAAAAGGAUGUCUAAAAAGUAAAACGACCAAAUCUACGCACGGGACAAAAGGAAAUGCUUUAGGUCGAAAAGCGUCCCAAGAGAAACGCGCACCAUUGCUUGCUGUCGUAAAACCAAGUUCACAAGGUACGUUGAUAGAAUCAGCUUCAACACGAACUGGUGUCCAGGUCUCGCCUCGUACUCUUUUCCAGACCCCCACCUCUGAUUCUCCGACUCGGUCGAAAGGUAUGGCUGAAAUACCAGAGAAGACUAAUACAGACGAUCAGGAAAUGGGAUUUAGUAGCGCUGGAAGGGUGGCUACCAACCAAACAGUAUCUAAAGCAAAACCCACCACAGAAGAGAUUUCAGAACCGGAGGAACCUCUCACAGGAAGCAUUUCUUUACUAGGAAAGCUGAUGAUCCCUGACCAGAACAAGCAGAGCGAAAGCAAGCAAGAAAGCAAACCAACUGCCGGUGACGAUUUUUGUUUUUCCGAUGAGGAAGAGAGCAUCAUUCCUCGAGCUAUUGGAGAUCAAGUGAAUCGUAUCGAGAUUUUUCUUAAAAAUGAAAGAUUGCGAUUGAGCAAGAAACGAAAGUCAAUAGAUGAAUGA